GCGAAGGAGUCUGGCGGCAGCGCAUCUGUGGAAAAGGAGAUCGAGAAACCAGCAGGCUCACAGGAGCAACGUGCAGAGCCCCUGGAGAAGGCCGUGGAGGCUCGGAAGCCCGCAGCGGUCCCGGAGAAGCAGCCUGUUGUGGAGCCCAUGGAGGCUGAGAAGCCCACAGCGGUCCCGGAGAAGCAGCCUGUGGAGCCCAUGGAGGCCGUGGAGGCUGAGCAGUCCGCGGUCGUGAAGGCCCUCAAGGCCCGCCAAAAGCCGCCGGCGCCGUUCAAGAGUCGAGGUGAUGUUUCGAGUUACCUCUACAUAGACAGAUGGAUGUGUGAGCCCAUUGCCGUGGAGAACAUCCACGCGUUUGGGAAGCUGCGGGCAGCCGGCCAACUCAACCUCAGGCAGAUGGGCUUCCAGGGUCGGAUGUACUCUGGCUUCCACCAGCACCUAUACGACGUUGUGGGCAACUACCACUUCCUCCCGCCAGUGUUCGAGGAGCUCCGCAAUGCCGGCAUGCAGAGCUACGCAACAUCUCGCGCUGCCUUCACACUGCCCAACUUGGAGCGAAGCCUGAUUCGCAGCGGUCUCCCUCUGGCCAAUAUAGACCAGCGCUUGGUGGAGGACAGGGAGGCCGUCUACCGCGAGUUGGGAGUGCCCCGCGUCGAUGCGAAGAAGUUCAUGAACGCCGUCCUCUUCGCUGAUUUUCAAGACAAGGCCAAUGCGAAGUACGUGCACAUUCUGGAGAAGCGGAAGGGGUAUGUGGAGGCCCAGCUCCAGACCUUUCUGUGUCAACGCAAGGAGCGCCGCAUCGUGGAUGAGAUGCAGCAGUCGCGGCUCGGCCAGGUGGUGAGCUGGGAACAUGACGGCCUCGUCGUGGCCCCCUUCCACACCCCUGCAGACUUUGACCUGGCCGCCUGGCAGAAGAAGGCUCUGGAGGACAGUGACUGGCUGGAGACGGAGAAGGUGAGGCGCAAGCUGACGGGGUACCUUGCCACGGGCAUUGACAACGCCGUCAUCCUCUCCGCCACUCCGCCCAAAUGGAAGGGCAUGCCUCCGGCAGUGGCGCAUCGCACCGCGGCCAUGCGGGUGAUUGCAAAGAGCGCCCUGCAGGGCAAGCUGUACGACGCGGUCUUCAUGCGGAAAUUAAACGGGGAGGCCUACCGCCGCUUCGUGAUGUUCCGCAACGGGAAGGUGAUGGACCGUGACGACUACAGCGGGCUCUUUGAGCAGCUGGAUUCCAAGCUGGGCGACCUUGUGACGAGCUUGCAGGCCGUGCGGGACUUUGAGGCCGGCCUGACCGACUACCUCGAGGACAGCACCUUGCCGGUGGAGCUGCAGGAGCAGCUGGCGGCCCUGUUCGGCACCUACAGCAUCUAUCUGGGCCACGAGUUGCUGAGCUGCCCGGCCAAGGGCCUGGAGAGUGCGAGUCCUGCUCGCAUGCGGCUGCAGGGCACGCGGCUGGUGACGUUCUCGGAGAUGGAGCGGGCCGCGGCCGUGCAUAGCUCCAUCUUCAAGCAGUGGAGCGAGCACUGCACGCGCGUGCAAGCGCGCAACCUUUUCAGUGACAUUGUGGAGUUUCAGGUGCAAUUCGGGAUGAUCCUCUCGACCAACAAGUCCAUCUCCUUCACGGACCUAGACGGAGGAGUUGAAAGGCGAUUGAGCAUUGUGCCAUGGCCAAUGCGCUUUACCCGGACUGAGCCCAACGUCCUGGCGGGCCGCGCUCCUGGCCUGAUGUGGUUGCUGAUGAAGAUCGCCCGGAUCUUCUCCAGAACCGCGACGCCGUUGUCAG
Messenger RNA from Effrenium voratum, 1780 nucleotides. NCBI's taxonomy places the organism in Eukaryota, Dinophyceae, Suessiales, Symbiodiniaceae. The record is from the annotation of a GenBank genome assembly.